UGGCCGCUGCUGCCAUCACUAACGCAGACCGUUUUCACGAACAUAUUUUGUAUUUUGCGAAGAAAAAGUGCAGCGAAAUUGCGCGCUAAUUGGCACAAAAGGUGUUUCCGGCAACACGGCAGGUGCAAGCGACUGAAAAACGCGUUAGCGGAGUGCGAAGAUACCGUUCAAUUCGGGGGAAAAGCAUCGCAUCCCCGGCCAUCACACAUACGCACGGCGAAAAGACGCUGCGCGAGUGUGUGUGUGUUUCCGUAGACAAUCGACUUGCGUGGUGCCGGGUUACAUAUUUUUAUUGGAUUUUUAAGUCGACUUCGUGCCCCGAGAAAACCAAUGUGCCUGGCCUAAAGUGGGGCCACAAAUUGGCGGCAGUGCACCGAAAUUCCCGCAGCAGACUCACAAAAACGCAGCCAAGAUGAUGUUCACGGGCACCAACCAGCAGCAGGACACCCGAUUUAGCGACAAGGAGAAGAAGCUGAUGAAGCAAAUGAAGUUCGGCGACUGCCUCAAUAAGCGGGUGGACAUGUCCAAGGUGAAACUGGACGUGCUGCGUCCGUGGAUCAGCAAGAAGAUCACCGACAUUCUGCACAUCGAGGACGACGUGGUCGUUGAGUUUGUCUACAAUCAGCUGGAGGAGGAGAAGUAUCCGUGCCCCAAGAAGAUGCAGAUCAACAUGACGGGCUUCUUGAACGGCAGGAAUGCCCGCCAAUUCAUGGGCGAACUCUGGGCCCUGCUCCUCUCCGCCCAGGAAAGCGACUCGGGGAUUCCCGCGGAGUUCAUACAGCAGAAGAAGGACGAGAUACUCAAACGGGAGGAGGAGCAGCGGCAGCGGGACCGCUCGAGAUCCCGGUCCCGCUCUCAGCGCGCCAGCUCUCGGCGAGAUCGCCCGCGUGACCGAUCCAAUUCCAAGUCCCGCUCGAGAUCCCGCUCGCCAAAGCCGGCCAACAACAACGGCUCGGUGCCCAGUGCCGCCCGAGAAGCGGCCGCCAAUGCGGCGGCCAAGAUCCGAAAGCGGGGCUCCUCCUCGGCCGCCAGACCUGCGUCCAGGGAGCGGCGCACCAGCCGACGGCCACGUUCGCGCUCUAACCAGCGUUCCCGCUCGCGCACAUCCGGCAAAAAGGCGGGCUCGAGGGAGCCCACACCCGCUAAGACUGUCAACGGGCGCCACUCGGCGGACAAGUCGUCGCCGGUGCCGCCGGCGUCCAAGAAGAAGUCGCGCUCCCGAUCGCGGUCGCGAUCUCGCUCGCCUCGCAGCCGAUCCCGUUCGCCCAGCGCCAAGCGGUCACGUUCCCGCAGCUCCUCGCGUCGUAGCCGCCGACGAGGACGCUCCAGCAGCGUCUCCCUGUCGCCGGAGCGCAAUCAAGAUCACUUCGAGCAUCGGCGCAACAAGAACAGUGUGCAGAACAAGCGGCAGUACCGCAACAAUCGCGGGGACUCCGCCAGUUCGGUGGAGCGUGGAAAUGAUCGUGGUAGGCAGUUCGGUGGUGGAGGGGGCAAUCGCCGAGGAGGCGGCAGACGCUUCUCGCCCCGCGGACGCAGUCCUAUGCGACAGGAUAAUGGCGGUGGUGGCGGCAAUCGCUUCCAGCGCUCCAAUUCACGACGCAGGUCGAGAUCCCGGCGACUAUCACGCUCGCCCAUGCGGUAUUCUCGCUCCCCAAGACGCUUUAACAAUCGUCGCCGGUCGCCCAUGAUGAACUUCAGAGGCGGCGGACGUGGUGGUGGACGGGGUGGCGGCGGCCAUCGCCAGAUGUGGCAGCAUCGGGGAGGGUCACCGAACUUCCGCGGCGGCGGUCGCAUACACUGGCAGGCCAGGCAUAGUCCUGGCGGCGGCGGACGUGGAGGCGGCGGUGGAAUGGGUCGUUUCGACAGGCGCCAAUCGCCGCAGCAGAAUCGCUAUAAUCGCGACCACCGCCAGUCGCCGAUGCAGCAGAACCAACCGUUCCGCAAGCAAUUCUCGCCGCAUCAGGGACCGGGACGUCGCUUCUCGUCGCCGCAACAGCGUCGAAACUCGCGCGACCGUCGCCCCAACUCGAGAGAACGGCGCAGCUCGCCCGGUGGCGGUCACGUGAAUCGGUGGGACAACCCGCCACCUGCCAGAAAUCGGCGUUCGUCAUCGGGUAGCUCACCAGGUGGACGCCAGCCACGACAGCGCAGCCCUAGUCCGCCGGAGAAGCGCGGACGCAGCCGCAGUCGCAGCCAGAGUCGUCAAAGAAGCCGCAGUCGCUCAAGUUCACGGCGCAGUCGCAAACGAUAUAGUCCAGUUGGCCGCUCUUCGGUGGAGUACACUGGCCCGGCAGUAAACACUAUCGACCUCUGUCGCGAAGAGCAGCAGCGUAAAGCAGCCAAGACAGAAACUAUCAUUGUGCUGUCCCGGACGCCAUCUCCGUUCCUUAAGUCCCACGAGCGACAAGCCGUUGCCAAAGUGGCGGCGACGACACAAAAGCCAGAUACUAUCAUUGUGCUGGACGAGGCUCCGGUCGGGCGCAGCAGCUACGCCAGUCUGUCCCGCACGCCCUCGCCUUUCCUUAAGCCCCACGAGCGACUAGCCGUUGCCAAAGCGGCACCAAAGAAAUCCCGCGACCAGAGCCAGAGCAGCAGCUCGGAUAGCAGCGCCGACAGCGAUGACAGUGAGGAACCGCCGCGUCGCAAGAAGCAGCCACCGGGUGGAGAGGCGGCCAAGGGCAAGUCGAAGGAGAAGUCGCGACGCAGCUCGGAGAGUUCAUCUAGCAGCGAACAGAGUGACGACGAGGACAACUCCAGUGGGGAUGAGAGGCUCAAGAAGAAGCUGCAGCAGCAGAAGGUAAAAGAGAAGGAAGCGGCGGCUCUGAAGGAAAAAGAAAAAGAACGAGAGAAGGACAAACGGCGUUCGGACAAGAAACCCAAGCGGGCGGGAACGUCCAGCGGCGAUGAGGAGUCGACGAGCAGCCGCAAGCGUAACCAUAAGAAGACGCGUCGGGACGAGGGCGUGGAGGCAGGCAACGGAAACAGCGACUCGGAGGACGAGCAUGUGCCCAAGAAAAAGCGCAAGAAGACCAAGAAGGCGGUGGAGUCAAGCGACAGCGAUUCCGAGGCCUCGUCCAAGCGGAAGAAGCAUAAGAAACACAAGAAGCACAGCAAGAAGAGCAAGAAGCAUAAGAAGCACAAGCGGAAGAGCAGUGCCGGAAAAUCGCGGGCUGACAGCAGUUCCCAGGGCAGCAGCGAUGAUGAGGAGCAGCCGCCGUCGGGAGCGGCCAAGAGAAAUGGUAACACAGGCAAGCUGCCGCUACUGCUGCCGGGCGCUUCCGUACCGGGGGUCAUCAACGAGGACCUCGAGAAGCAGUUGCGGGAACGAGCCCUCAAAUCUAUGAAGAAACUGGACUGAACGACAGACUAUAUGCGAGAAUGAUUGCCCUCUUUACUCCCAAAAUUCUGACCCCCAACUCAUACCCUCAUCGAGAAUCGCUCGCCCUAACAGACAGACGUACGUAGCCAUUAAAAUAGAAAUAUACAUUUAAACCAACUAUACAUUCAUUAACUGCAUACAUUGUAUUUCUUAAAAUGUAUUUCACAUAACGUUAAGUUCUUUCGCCUAAACAAGAAAAGUAGCGACUAAAUUAGCGAGCCAACAAUUAAGCGAACGAAUACAGUUUGUAUUAUGUACAAAAAAAUUAAAAACUGAAUUAACCCUUA
Drosophila subpulchrella is the source of this 3666-nucleotide messenger RNA. RefSeq names its product serine/arginine repetitive matrix protein 1 (gene Srrm1). Gene Ontology annotation, molecular function: RNA binding. Gene Ontology annotation, cellular component: spliceosomal complex. The transcript has 4 exons. Gene Ontology annotation, biological process: regulation of mRNA splicing, via spliceosome; mRNA processing. The record is from RefSeq and is a predicted model, not a curated record. Lineage: Eukaryota; Metazoa; Arthropoda; Insecta; Diptera; Drosophilidae. Bases 413 to 3358 code for a protein of 981 amino acids.